CUACAAAUCCCCUGGAGGCUCUGGCCUGCCGAGAUGUGAAGAAUUCACCAGUGUUUCUCUACACUUAGUGCUAAAAGGGUAUCAAGUGGAAAAACCUCCUACUACUCCCUGAAAGUAAAGGCCUUGUCUACCAGUAGCUCACACUUUAUUGCUCCUGUCCUGUGCAUAUCCCAUGAGCCACUGGAUGGCUAGAACUGGGCUAGAACCAAGGAGCUAAGAGAGAAAAUCCCAGGCAAGGUUGGGGGAAAUAAGUCACAGUGGCCGGGUGGUGAGGUCACAGAGAGGUUUGUCUGACCCAGACUCCAUGGGGGAGGGGCCUAGGAGGCAAAGGGGCCCCAGAGGUUCCCCAAGCCCAGGCAGGGAGCAUGGUGUGGGAAAGGCAGCAGGGACAAAGGCCGGGGAGCUGAGUACAAGGGGCCAAGGGGCCCGGAGAGAUGAGGGCAGGAGCGGGCGGGGGCGCAGUCAGGAUGGUGAGGAGAAGCCGGAGACGGAAGCUGCCCAAAGUCACCUGGCUCUGCGGACCGGAGGAGGGGCUCAGGGUGAAGCGGAGCUGCCCUUCAGGUGACCCAGAGCCUGGGGGUGAAGAGAAGAAGGGGAGAGGAAACCCUAUAUCUGUUCAAUUGUUCCCCCCAGAGCUGGUGGAGCACAUCAUCUCAUUCCUCCCAGUCAGAGAUGUAGUCUCUCUAGGUCAGACCUGCCACUACUUCCACAAAGUGUGCGACUCUGAGGGCGUGUGGAGACGCAUCUGUCACCGGCUCAGUCCUCGCCUUCGAGAGCAGGGUUCUGUGGUCCAGCCCUGGAAGAGAGCUGCGAUUCUGAACUACACGAAGGGCCUGUAUUUCCAGGCAUAUGGGGGCCGCCACCGCUGUCUCAGCAAGAGUGUAGCCCCCGUGCUGGCCCAUGGCUACCGCCGCUUCUUGCCCACCAAGGACCACAUCUUCAUUCUUGACUACACGGGGACCCUCUUCUUCCUCAAAAAUGCCCUGGUCUCCUCCACCCUUGGCCAGGUCCAGUGGAAGCGGGCCUGCCGCUAUGUUGUGUUGUGUCGCGGAGCCAAGGAUUUUGCCUCGGACCCGAGAGGUGACACAGUUUACCGUAAAUACCUCUAUGUGUUGGCCACUCGGGAGCAGCCGGAAGUGGCGAGCACAACCCACAUCCGGUCCGGCGACUGUGUCGAGGUCUACCUGCAGUCCAGCGGGCAGCGGGUCUUCAAGAUGACCUUCCACCACUCCAUGAGCUUCAAACAGAUUGUGCUCGUUGGUCAGGAGACCCAGCGGGCCCUGCUACUCCUCACAGAGGAAGGAAAGAUCUACUCUUUGGUAGUGAAUGAAACCCAGCUGGACCAGCCACGCUCCUAUACAGUUCAGCUGGCCUUGAGGAAGGUGUCCCGUUGCCUCCCUCACCUGCAUGUGGCCUGCAUGGCUUCCAACCAGAGCAGUACUCUCUACAUUACGGACCAGGGGGGAGUGUAUUUUGAGGUGCAUACCCCAGGGGUGUAUCGUGAUCUCUUUGGGACCCUUCAAGCCUUUGACCCCAUGGACCAGCAGAUGCCGCUUGCGCUCUCACUGCCUGCCAAGGUCCUAUUCUGUGCUCUUGGCUACAAUCAUCUUGGCCUGGUGGAUGAAUUUGGCCGAAUCUUUAUGCAGGGAAAUAACAGAUAUGGGCAGCUGGGAACCGGGGACAAAAUAGACCGAGGGGAACCCACACAGGUACAUUAUCUGCAGCGCCCCGUCGCCCUGUGGUGUGGCCUCAACCACUCCCUGGUGCUGAGCCAGGCCUCAGACUUCAGCAAGGAGCUGCUGGGCUGUGGAUGUGGAGCCGGAGGCCGCCUGCCAGGCUGGCCCAAGGGAAGUGCCUCCUUCGUUAAGCUCCACAUCAAGGUCCCUUUGUGUGUCUGCUCCCUCUGUUCUACCAGAGAGUGCCUCUACAUGCUGUCCAGCCAUGACAUCGAGCACCAUCCCGCCUACCGGGACCUACCAGCCAGCAGGGUGGCGGGGACCCCCGAGCCCAGCCUGGGGGCCGGAGCAGCCCAGGACCCUGGGGGGGCGGUGGCCCAGGCCUGUGAGCAGUACCUCAGCCAGAUCCACAGUUGCCCCACAUUUCAGGACCGCAUGGAAAAGUUGAAGGAGAUUGUGGGCUGGAUGCCACUGAUGGCUGCACAGAAGGAUUUCUUCUGGGAGGCCCUGGACAUGCUGCAGAGGGCUGCUGGAGGGGCUGGCCAAGGCCCCCCAACCCCUGACAGCUGACCCCCCUCUCCUGGUCUCACCCCUGGAGGGAGGGUCUGGCCCUGGGCCAGGGGCUAAGGAGAGGUGGAAUAACAGCAACGAAUGCUGUGUGUGUGCGCGUGUGGAGGGGGAUGCAGUGGGCUAGGGCCUGCUACACAGGCCAGGGUGGGACUGUUGUGUAAAACGUUCAGGGGGCUCCCCAGGAGAGGCUCCCAACCUGACUAUCAUGGACAAAAGAUUUGAUGGACAAAUAGAAUAAA
Messenger RNA from Kogia breviceps (pygmy sperm whale), 2485 nucleotides. RefSeq names its product F-box protein 24 (gene FBXO24). Gene Ontology annotation, molecular function: protein binding. The record is from RefSeq and is a predicted model, not a curated record. Lineage: Eukaryota; Metazoa; Chordata; Mammalia; Artiodactyla; Physeteridae.